Messenger RNA from Cylicocyclus nassatus, 6315 nucleotides. Lineage: Eukaryota; Metazoa; Nematoda; Chromadorea; Rhabditida; Strongylidae. The record is from the annotation of a GenBank genome assembly.
AGGUCUCGUAUCCUUGCAAUGGCUGCAAAAGUGACACGAAAGGGGACCGAUCUUGACAUUCUGAAGGUAAGCCAAAACGAGUUAGGCAACCGGAUGAGGGCAGCAGAAGCCAAUGGCAGGACCUUGGUCUGGGUUCCUCACGAAAAGGACGGAUUUGCCUUGUCUUUCAUACUCAAAGAACCAGAUAACGAAGGAUACGUCGAAGUGGAAUUGCUCGAAUCUCAUGAAAGACAACGAGUGAGCCGCGAUGAUUAUCAAAAAGUGAAUCCACCACGUUUUGACAAAUGCGAGGAUAUGUCCAGUAUGUCAUGUCUGAAUGAAGCCUCAGUCCUGUACAAUCUGAAGCAGCGAUAUUUCUCCAGCCUCAUUUACACAUAUUCUGGUCUCUUCUGUGUCGUAGUCAAUCCUUAUAAACGACUGCCAAUCUACACUGAGUCAAUUGCAGAACAGUAUAAGGGAAGGAAGAGGAAAGAAAUGCCUCCUCAUAUUUUUGCAGUAACGGAUGAAGCUUACCGAAAUAUGUUGCAAGAAAGAGAGGAUCAGUCUAUACUUUGCACGGGUGAAUCUGGCGCUGGUAAAACGGAAAACACUAAAAAAGUGAUCCAGUACCUCGCCUAUGUCGCUGGAACAAGAUCUCAUAGGCACUUUGGUGGCUAUCAUGCGGAUAUUAGCGGAAACAUUGGCCGCUUGGAAGAACAACUUUUGCAAGCCAAUCCCAUUUUAGAAGCAUUUGGAAACAGUAAGACUAUCAAGAACGAUAACUCUUCUCGUUUUGGCAAAUUCAUAAGAAUCCAUUUUGAUGCGACUGGUUGUAUAUCUGGUGCGAAUAUCGAAUUUUACUUGCUAGAAAAAUCACGGGUCCUUCGACAGUCAUCCAUGGAGAGGUGUUUCCACAUAUUUUAUCAACUUUUACACGGAGCUAACCCGCAUCAAAGAGAAUCUUUAUUACUGGAGCCAAGCGCUGACAACUAUCAUUUCCUUUCCAAUGGCGAUCUAACCUUGCCAGGUGUCGAUGAUGCUAUAGAGUUCAAUGAGACAAUGCAAGCCAUGAAGAUAGUUGGGUUCCAGGACUCAGAAAUACAAGCUAUACUUCGAAUCGUAUCAGCAGUAAUGUUAUUUGGUAACGUGCAGUUUGCACAAGAGAGCAGAAACUGCGAUCAAGCAGUUCUUGUUAAUGAUGCAGUAGCCCAGAAAAUCUGCACUCUUCUCGGAUUGAACCUUGCUGAAGUCAUGAAAGCAUUUCUCAAACCCAAAAUCAAAGUUGGACGAGAGUAUGUCCAUCGCAGCCAAAAUGAGGAGCAAGCGAAAUUUUCUGUCGAAGCCAUAUCAAAAGCAAGUUAUGAGCGACUGUUCAGAUGGCUGGUUCAGCGUCUAAACAAGUCUCUAGACCGUACUCGACAGCAUGCAGUUUCGUUCGUGGGUAUUCUGGAUAUUGCAGGGUUCGAAAUAUUUGAGAUGAACUCUUUCGAGCAGUUAUGCAUAAACUACACAAAUGAGAAGUUGCAGCAACUAUUCAAUAAUACCAUGUUCGAAAAGGAGCAGCAAGAGUAUCUGAACGAAGGCCUUGAAUGGGACAUGAUCGACUUUGGCUUGAACUUGAAACCUACCAUUGAUCUGAUUGAGAAGCCAAUGGGAGUUCUCUCGACUUUGGAUGAUGUGUGCCUUUUCCCGCAGGGAAAUGAUGUAGGCUUUGUAGAAAGGCUAGCUGCGCAACACCAGAAUCAUCCCAAAUACAUAGUACCCGAAAUGAGAUCUAAGAGCGAUUUCGCCAUCGUUCAUUACGCAGGAAGAGUUGAUUAUCAAGCGAAAGGAUGGCGCGUAAAGAAUAUGGAUCCGUUGAAUGAAAAUGUAGUUGAGUUAUUACAACUUAGCAAGGAUCCCCUUGUCUGCGAAAUUUGGAAAGAUGUGAGCGAUAUGUGCUGUAUGGGAGCGGGAGAAGUUGACGAAGCUGCAGCUGUCUUUGGAGCCCGUGUCAAGAAAGGGAUGUUUCGCACAGUAUCACAAAUGCACAAAGAACAGCUGACUCGUUUGAUGACAACGUUGAAUAACACUGCUCCUCACUUUGUGCGAUGCAUUGUACCGAAUCAUGAAAAGAAGCAUGGCGUUCUGAAUCCUCACCUUGUUUUGGAUCAAUUAAGAUGCAACGGCGUCCUUGAAGGUAUCAGAAUCUGUCGUCAAGGCUUUCCAAACAGGAUUACCUUCCAGGAGUUUCGCCAAAGGUACGAAAAGCUAUUGGCGCCGCAAGCCAUACCUCAUGGAUUCAUGGAUGGGAGAGAGGCAGUGCGCCGGAUACUGGAAGCGAUCGAAGUGCAGCCCUCGUUGUACCGUAUCGGGCAGUCAAAAGUAUUCUUUCGCACUGGCGUCAUUGCUGGCUUGGAAGAAGACCGCGACGAGAAGCUUGCGUCUCUUGUAAUUCAAUUUCAGGCACUUUGUCGAGGAGUCCUUUCUCGUCGGAACUUCAAUCAUCGACGCGAACAAGCUGCGGCCAUUCGCAUUUUGCAGCGCAAUGGCCGAGCUUUCAUGAGGUUGCGUGAGUGGCAGUGGUGGAGACUAUUCGUCAAGGUGAAACCACUGCUUGAAAUUACAAAUAAGGAUAUCGUCAUCGCAGAGAAAGAGCAGGAAUUGAGAUCUACAUCUGAAAAGCUAAGAAGAAGUGAAAUUUUCAUUACGGAUAUGUCCAAAACAAUUGAGAAGUUUGACGAAGAGCGCAAUCGCUUACAAGAAAAGUUAGAUUUGGAAAGUAUGGAACGAGCGGAAGCGGACGAAGCUCGCCAGCGUAUAGCUGCUCGCAAGAGCGAAUUAGAAGCUGCUCUUGAUCAAAUGGAAAAACAGCUGCGCAAUGAGGAACACCGUCGCGAAGUGGCUGAAAGAGAAAGGAAGAAAUUUUUGGAAAACAUUCGCGACUUGGAACUCCAACUCGAGGACGAAGAGAGAACGCGUCAAACCUUGCAUAUUGAAAAGAUAGACUUAGAAAAGAAGCUGAGGGAGCUCGAGUCACGAACUGUGGAACGUGAAGAAGUCAAUGGACGACUUUCCAAAGAUAAGAGAACUCUGGAAGAAAAACUAAAAGAUCUGUCCGCCAGGUUAAUAGAUGAGGAGGAAAGAGUCAAGACAUUGUUAAAGCAGAAAAAAAAGGCAGAGGCUGCUGUGGCGGAGUUGCAGGAAGAAGUUGAAAGGGAAAGGCAAACUCGGUGCGAUCUUGAGAAUGCAAAGCGAGCUGUCGAAAGCGAACUCAGAGAAGAGAGGGAUUCUGCUCAAGAGAGGCUCCGAAAAAUAGAUGAACUCGCGCAGAUUAUCACUCGGAAGGAUAAUGAGCUGACUCAAGUCAAACUUAACAAUGACGAAGCGAUCGCCGCUAAGCAGCAGCUGGAAAGAUCUCUACGGGAACUUCAGUCGCAGCUUGACGAAACCACUGAGGAUUUAAAACAGGAACAAGCCUUACGGGCCAAAUCAGAAAAGGCACGGCGUGAUUUGACUGAAGAAGUAGAAAGCUACAAGUUGGAGUUGGAGGAGACACAAGACAAAACUGCUUCACACCAUGCUAUGAGGACCAAACGCGAGGAGGAGUACACUCAGCUGCAGAAUCAACUUUCCGAGAGCAUGCGAGAAGCUGAUGAACGUUACGAAUGUUUGCGCAUCAAACAUCAAAAGCAAGUAGAAGAGCUUAGUGAGGAAAUGGAUCAACUCAAAAGAUCGAAGGCGGCGAGUGAGAAAGCUAGAGUUCAAGCCGAGACUGAUUUAUCUAGUGCUAUGACCGAGCUUAACGAUCUGCAGUCAUUGCGCAUAGAAAGCGAGCGUAGACGAAAGUUGGCGGAGAAUCAAUUGAAUGAACAGGCUAGUCGAUUGCAGCAAUACUGUGAAGAAAAUGAGCUCUUGACGGCUAAAGUAGCAAAGCUCACUCUUGAGCUUGAAAAUGCUGUAAAAGCUCGCGAGGGCGACGUGGAUAGGACGAACAAUCUACUGAAGAAAGUUGCGAGCCUUGAUAUGACGAUAGCCGAGCUAAAUGAGGCAAAUGAGGAGGCAAACAAAAAUCGUGCAAGUCUAACAUCAAAAUUAAGAAAAGCCGAAGAUGAGCUUGCUGAAUUGUUCGAAUCUCAAGAAGACUACAAACUGGCUGUGGAAAAAUCCGAGAAGGAAUUGAACUCCCUAAAAUCUCAAAUUGCUGAUGCCCGCAAGAGGUUCGAUGAAGAGCUUGAGCAACGCCUCGCUGAAUUACAACGGAAAACUGCUCGUGAAGUAGCAGAAGCAGCGGCUAAAGCGGAAGAAGCAGAGGUUGCCCGUGAAAAAGCUGAACGUGCUAAAGUGAAAGCCCAGCAGGAGGCUGACGACGUUUCACGCGAAUUGGCAGAAAUGACUACAACAUUGAGAGAGAACGAGCGUAAACAACGAAAGUUUGAUCAGCAACUGGCUGAGGAAAGAGCAAAUACAACCAAAGCUAUCAGUGAAAGAGACGCUGCUCAGCAACAGGCGAGGGACGCAGAGACUCGCUAUCUGAACGCUGUGAAAGAAGGCAAGGAGCUUCAGGAGCAACUUGAGGUGUUUGAUAAGGAACGACGAAUGUUGCGAUUGGAAGUUGAUAAUCUGGCUUCAACAAAGGACGAUGCUGGUAAAAGCAUGUUUGAACUCGAGAAAGCGAAAAAGCGCCUUGAGGAUGAGCUGGCUGAGGCUCGGGAGCAGAUCAUAGAACUUGAAGAUGCCCUACAGCUUGCUGAUGAUGCAAAGAGCAGAGGGGAGGUGAUGUUACAGGCGGCCAAACAAGAUUGGGAAAGACAACUGUCACAAAGGAACGACGAAGAGGAUGAUCAGAGACGUUCUUUGAGUAAAAGGUUGCGCGAGUUAGAAGAAGAACUGAAUCUAGAGCAACGCUCAAGAGCACAAGCUGUACAAGCUAAGAAGAAAGUGGAGACUCAGCUUCAACUGGUACAAGAAGACAUGGAGCGCCUCAUGAAACAAAAUGAGGAAGCGAAUCGUCAACUGCGCCGCGCAACCCUAAACGCCAAGGAAGCGGAGACGGAAGGUGCUGAAGCUCGAGCUGCGAUGGAUGAAGCACUUUGUAAAGCAAGGGAUGCCGAAAAACGGUUACGAGCUGCUGAAGCUGAAGUGUCAAGGCUGUCAGGCGAUUUGUUCAGCAUGCAAAGUGCGCGCAGAAAAGCAGAAGCAGAACGAGACGAUCUUGUUGAAGAGCUUAAUGGCCUCAAACAAGGAGGACUUUUGGGACAAGAUGAAAAGAAAAGGUAUGAAGCACGAAUCUGUGACUUACAAGAAAUGCUAGAAGAAGAGCAAACAAGUAGUGAAUUGGUGAAUGAAAAGCUUAAAAAAGCACAGGCGCAGGUAGAACAGCUGACUACUGAGCUUACAUUAGAGCGAUCAAUGUGUGAGCGAGCAGAUGCAGAUAAAGCUACUUUGGAGCGAGCAAUGAGAGAAUUGAAAUCGCAAUUGCAAGAGGCUGAAACGGCGGCUGCUGCGCGAGUUCGCGCUCAAUUAGCGACAGCCGAGGCAAAAAUGCAAAUGUUGGAGCAGCAGCUGCAAAAUGAAGAACAAGAGAAAAAUCGUGUCAGCCGACAGUUCCGUCGACUAGAAUCUCGCCUUAUGGAGAUGAAUGUACAACUGGAGGAAGAAAAGCGACAAACUGAACAAUAUCGUGAAACGGCAGAUCGACUAAACUCUCGCUUGAAAUCUGAACGUCGCCGUAUUGUUGAAUUAGAAGAUGACCUCGGUAGUGCAAAUUCCAAAUGCCGUGAUCUCUCUCGCCAGUUGCUGGAUGCAAACGAAGCUAAUGAUGCCCUCACAAGGGAGAUGAAUUCUCUACGAGCUCGUGCGGCAGUAGCAGGCGAUCGGCGCUUCAUGAAUUCGCGUGAUAUGAGAAGAUUUGGUAGCAAUACUUCAUUAACGAGAGGUGAAGAAUUCACAUCUACUCUAACACGGGGAGGAGGUUCCAUUGGUGCAGGUUCUAUUGGUGGGAGUGAAGUUGGUGACGGACGCCCAGCUUCGCGUACCACUCCUGGAGGAUCCAUUUGCGGACAGAGUGAAGACGGAGAUUCCAUGAAAUCAUAAUCACAUCAUUUUUGAGAUCAAACACUUUACAUUUGAGUAACGUUACGGUUAACUGCAUAAUUAUUGUCCCUUCCAGCAUUGUCCCGAUCUACGGUUACUAACUAAUGCGUGCAUAGGUGUACGAUAUAACGUACCCAUAAUUUGCAUUGCAUGCUUUACUAAUUGUGAGAAUCCUUGUAAAAUAGUCCCCAUUGCUUUUUAAUGUAAUGAAGGUAAAUUUAAUUACAAUUUAUGUAUUCAUUUCACCGACGAAUAUGUAUA